AUGGCAUCCGCCGUGGACAUUGCAUCCUCAUUCAUUGAAGGUGCCCCGCCAGGCGAGCUGGCCGAUGUCAUUGCCGACGUCAAAACCCUCACCUCCGACGGUCCGGAUAUCAUUCCAUCGCUUGCCCCUGCCUUUAAACGAUACAACGAGAUGCAACUGUCAACGGUGAAGUUGCCAGGAGCGAGUCAGGAGGUUAUUGUUAGCGGAUUCAACAAACUAGAGGAUAAUCGAUAUUUUGAUGUUGAGAGUCAAACGUCAUUUGAAGUCGACCAUGUUACACAAGAAGCGUCCGCGGCGCAAUCGUAUGUUUUGGAGUCUCAGAAUGCGGACUUAAUCAAAUCUUUACUGAAGUCGCUUGCGAUGCAUGCUACCGAACAUUACCGUCAAUGUUCUUAUGGUGUUUAUCCUGUUGAAAAUGAUACUGCGGUAGCUAUCUUACUUGUUGCGAACCGGUACUCGCCGAAUAACUUCUGGAAUGGCCGUUUCCGCUCUAUCUAUCAGGUUCCUAUUUCCGAGUCGACCACCGUGACAGGAAAUAUCCACAUUGAUGUACAUUACUAUGAGGAUGGAAAUGUGGCGCUCAACACCAACAAACCGAUCAAGCUGUCAGUCUCUUCGGUCUCUGCCGAGAGCAUAAUUUCGCGUAUUGCAGCCGCAGAGCGCGACUAUCAGGAGGAAUUGAACCGCGCGUUUGUGCAGAUGGCCGAAGGAGCGUUCAAGGGACUGCGACGACAGCUACCGAUCACUCGGCAAAAGGUGGAGUGGGAGAAGGUGGGGGGGUAUCGACUGGGACAGGACAUUUCGGGGGGCAAAGGACGGUAG
This is a messenger RNA of Aspergillus tanneri, 822 nucleotides long. It is a transcript of the gene CAP1, whose product is annotated as F-actin-capping protein subunit alpha. Gene Ontology annotation, biological process: barbed-end actin filament capping; actin cytoskeleton organization. Gene Ontology annotation, cellular component: actin cortical patch; F-actin capping protein complex. The record is from RefSeq and is a predicted model, not a curated record. The coding region runs from base 1 to 822 and encodes 273 amino acids. The transcript has 7 exons. Gene Ontology annotation, molecular function: actin filament binding. NCBI's taxonomy places the organism in Eukaryota, Fungi, Ascomycota, Eurotiomycetes, Eurotiales, Aspergillaceae.